Alosa alosa (allis shad) is the source of this 1507-nucleotide messenger RNA. RefSeq names its product peroxisomal biogenesis factor 2 (gene pex2). Gene Ontology annotation, biological process: protein import into peroxisome matrix. Bases 213 to 1181 code for a protein of 322 amino acids. Gene Ontology annotation, molecular function: zinc ion binding. Lineage: Eukaryota; Metazoa; Chordata; Actinopteri; Clupeiformes; Clupeidae. The record is from RefSeq and is a predicted model, not a curated record. The transcript has 2 exons. Gene Ontology annotation, cellular component: peroxisomal membrane.
CCGCGAUUUGUACCGCACAGAUUUUCCUCUUUGCCUCUCUGAAUCAUAUGAUUAGCGCUACACCGCGUGAUAGGCUAUGUCUGAUGAUGAGUUCGGAAAUGAAGCAAUUUGCGAUUGGUACUUUGCUCUUCAAGGAGUGGCCAACCGUGAGAGAAUCCGGAAAUGCCGAGUGCUUUUCAAGUGAGGUGACAUUUAAUUCAUCAACUGUGUAAAUGGCGGACGCUGGAGGUGAGGCGCCCGGCACCGGGGAGCCUUCCGAGCCGGCAACGCGGGUUUUGAGAAUAAGUCAGCUGGAUGCUUUUGAACUGGAUGGUGCCUUGGAACAGCUCGUUUGGUCACAGUUCAGCCAGUGUUUCCAGCACUUCAAGCCAGGCCUUUUAACCCCUUUUGAGCCCGAGCUCAAAGCUCUGCUCCAGCUGCUGCUGUGGCGCUUCACGGUCUACUCCCAGAGCGCCACGGCGGGCCAGACGCUGCUCAGCAUCCGCUACCGUGACGCCGCCGCCUCCGGAGCACGCCGCUACCGGCCCAUGAGCCGGCGGCAGAAGCUGGGCCUGGCGUUGUGCACGGUGGGGGAGCGCUGGCUGCGAGAGCGCUCGCACUCGCUCUUCCUGCGGCUUCCCGCCGACUCGUACGCGCGCGCAGGCCGCCGCGCGCUGGAGCUCCUCACCGGGCUGGCCAGGGCCGCCAGCCUGCUCAACUUCUUGCAGUUCCUGCGGCGUGGCAGCUACCCGACGCUGGCGGAGAGGGCGCUGGGGUUGCGGGCCGAGUUCAGCAAGCCCCAGGCGGCGCCGCGCGACGUCUCCUUCCACUACGUCAACCGCGAGCUGCUGUGGCACGGCUUCGCCGAGUUCCUCAUCUUCCUGCUGCCGCUGGUGAACAUGUGGAAGCUCAAAGCCGCUGUGCUCGCCCUUUUCUCGCCACCCAACGCCUCCUCCUCCUCCUCCGCCGCCGCCGACGACAGCGAUGCCUCCGAGUCGGCCAACUGCAAAGAGUGCGGCCUGUGUGGGGAGUGGCCCACAAUGCCUCACUCCAUCGGCUGUGGCCAUGUAUUCUGCUACUACUGCAUCAAGGGACACACCAUCGCGGACAUAUACUUUACCUGCCCCAGGUGUGGGGCAGAGGUCAGUGUUGUGGAGCCGGUAAGGCUUCCGGUGGAGCUGAUGGAUAUGCGGCAGGAUUAGGAAAAAUGAUGGAUCCAUCUGUGCCUUUCUAAAAUUAGUAUUUGUUCAACACAGUUGAAAUAUAAGAAGAAAUCGUACAGUAUUUCUAAUCAAAUGUAUGUGCUGUGUAUCUUACAGAUGUAAUAUAAUGUGAAUGUUUGUUGCUUUACAUUUAUUUUAAUUAUAAAUAAGAACAUGCUUAAAAGAUCUCAGUGGCUGAUUAAAAUCUCAUAAUGUAUGGACUUGAUGUUCAUCUAAUUUGUGUCACGUCAUUAAAAUUUCAGGCAGACUGUUCACUUUCCUGGUGUUGGAGAAACGGAAUAAAUAAACUCUGAAUGAUCAUCACA